Messenger RNA from Orussus abietinus, 1029 nucleotides. Its product is annotated as keratin-associated protein 10-3-like. The transcript is spliced from 4 exons. The record is from RefSeq and is a predicted model, not a curated record. NCBI's taxonomy places the organism in Eukaryota, Metazoa, Arthropoda, Insecta, Hymenoptera, Orussidae. Bases 1 to 1029 code for a protein of 342 amino acids.
AUGUCCUGCUGCGAGGGGUCCAUCGGCUCGGAUAGAUUUCCUGGAACGGGAUGUUGCGGGAGCACCUGCGCCGGCAGCAAGGCCGGCUGCUCGGCCUCGGAGCCGAGGAUUCGCUCCUGCUUCUGCCAGCGGAACGUCGGAUGUCUGGACCGGGCCGACUGCGGGGGCUUUCGCCCCCGAGGGACGGCGGCGACCGGGGCGUGCCCCGGACCCUGCCAGUGCGCCGAGGAGGAAGCUUGGAACCGAAACGUCCCGCCGAAGCCCAACUGCGAGUGGCUGAGCAACUUCUCCGAGCUGCGCCGCCAGUGGAGCGACCACGGUCGUCGGAACACCUGCAAGUGCUGCAACUGCCGACCCUGGCCCAUCCUCAAGAAGCGCAGCUGCUGCCAGUGCAUCGGCGGCUACUGCCUCUGCCAGCCCAUGGCGCGCACCUGCAACUGCCCCCCGCCGGUGCAGGUGGACGCCAGGGCGGAGCGCGAGUGCUCCUGCGACUGCCCCUCCUCCCCGGAGUGCGCCUGCCCCCCCAGCGAGCGCCGUUUCCCCAGGACGAAGGUCAAGUGCCCGAACGCGCGCCUCUGCUGCCCCAUGCCGCGCCUGCCCCCCGGGCCCAAGUGCUGCUGCACCCGGUGCCAGCCCUGCCUGCCGCCUCCCUGCGACCCCUGCACCUCCACCAAGUGCCGGGGCAAGGUGCCCCAGGUCGCGCCCUGCAGGCCUCGGUCGCCCUGCCCGCCCAAAUCUCCCUGCCGCCCCGGAUCCCCGCCGCCCCCGGUCUGCCGGCCCCUGCCUCCCUGCGCGUCCUGUCGCAAGAUGGCACCGCCCUGCAGGAGCCCCGAGACCUCCUCGACGACCGACUCCACCAGAAGGCUCGCCAGCGGCUGCUCCGCCCCGGGUCGAGGAUCAGACGUCGUUGAAAGUCUUUCGUCUUUGAGCGAGAAGAAUUCGUGCUUAAAAUUUUCAACCGAUAGAGAAAGGCACGACGAAAGCAGAGAAUGUCCGAUAGAAGAGAUCACGGACGACGAUCCGAGCUGA